This is a messenger RNA of Pocillopora verrucosa, 1785 nucleotides long. Its product is annotated as serrate RNA effector molecule homolog. The record is from RefSeq and is a predicted model, not a curated record. NCBI's taxonomy places the organism in Eukaryota, Metazoa, Cnidaria, Anthozoa, Scleractinia, Pocilloporidae.
GUUGUUUAGGAUUUCAGGUCUAUGACAUAAAUUGCACAAUAAAAAUUUCAACUUAGAAUUAAGACUUAUUUUAGAAGACCAAAAGAACAAGAAUAUAACGAGAAAGAUAAUGGACAGACGACAGCUCCUAUUGGUUGCUGUGCUGUCAGUCACAUGCUGUGUUUACGCCCAGCAGGGACAACACACAGUUUUUGCCAUGGUCCUUGGAAAAGGAGGCCAGAAAAUGCCGGAGAUCAAAGUCAAUGGCGUCAAAAUGAAUUUGCACAAUCCCGUGAGUCAAGCACCAAAAGAACCCGGGGCCCUCGUGCAAGGUCCUCCUUCAGAUACAACAACUUUCAUUGUUGGAAGCAAGGCAUCUAAUAACAGCAACGGCAAGCUGCCUGUGAUGGCAGAAGCUUUAGUAAUGCCUGCAACAAAGAAGCCAAAGACAGCUGAAGAUAAAGCUAUGGAUGAUCUCAAAUUAACAAAAGAAGAGAAAGAGAAAUUGUUCCCAUGUGAAGACUACAAGCCUUACUGCAAGAAUUACGCCCAGACCGGACAAUGUAGAGAUGUUUAUACGCAGAGGUAUUGCAGAAAAAGCUGUGAUUUAUGUAAAGUUCCUUAUGGAGUGUUCAUUGGCUGCCAAGACUUAGAUGUUUGUAAGAAGUUUGCCGCAUCUGCUUGCAUGGUGCAUUGGGUCAGGGAGACGUGUAAAUCCAAAUGUGGAACAUGUGGUUAUGAACGUCAAGGCAACGCCCACAUCACCAUUGGCAAAAAGAGACAUUUCAGUGACACCAUAAAGAAGCAAGAUAAGACCACGCAGAAGGAAGAGAAGAUUGAGACGAAACAGAUAGGCAGUGUGAAACAACUGCAAAAAGUCCUUAAGAAAAUGACCAAGAAAGUUAAAGAUGCUGUGAAGCAAGUGGCAGCGAAAGUCGAGACACUCGAGAAGAAGAACGACAAACCUGUUAUUGCCAAGCCAGUGAUCAAACCGACACAGACCCGAAGUGAUAAUGACGCCAGCGAGAAAAACAGUGACGAUGAUGACGUCAAUGAUGAUAAUGACAAUGCUGAUGAUGAAGAUGCUACUGACCAAGAUGUGAGCGGGGAAGGAAGCUCUGAUGACGAAAACGAAGAUGAUAAUGAUCAUGACGACAAUGCAUCAGGCGUGGCCAACGCUGAGGACAAACCUGAAGAACCAAUCAGACUUGACACAGAUCCACGUGGUGAGCCCGUGGUCGCCAAGAUGGUCCAUCAGCCAAUCAAAUUCAACGACGCUCCUCUGAAAGCGAUGCAUGUUAAAAUUGUCAAGAGCAAGAAACAAGCCAAGAAGGUGGAGGAUGCAAAACCGAAAGUUGAGGUCAAGAAGACGGCGAAAAAAGUCAGCAGUGAUAAAGUAGUGAAGAAGGCCAAAAAAAUUGAUAAAGUAGUGAAGCAAGACAAGCCAAAGAUUAAAACCACGAAACCGAAGAAGCUAAAAAAUUAAAAUCAAUAUUCGUAACAAUUUACGAUUGAAAAAUGAGGACUUUUGCUUCAUUUCGCUUAUGUGGACGUUAUUUCAUCAGAAUGUAUAAUGUAGAAAUACUAAAUGAUUGUUAAACUUCAGAGUAGUUUUUUUCCCAGGACUUUACUUGUCAGCUCACGUGCAGGUGAAGUAGGUCAGUAGCUUUUAACAGUGUUUACUCACAAGGAAGAUCAACGCUUUCAGAUUGGUAUUAUGUCGACUUCCCUCGCAUGAUCAGUUUAUUGUAUUUUAAAUAAAUACAUUUACUUUUGAAAUUAUGUACUACCUUAAAAGUCUUUAAU